Molecule: messenger RNA, 534 nt
Organism: Prorocentrum cordatum
Lineage: Eukaryota; Dinophyceae; Prorocentrales; Prorocentraceae
Source: the annotation of a GenBank genome assembly
AUGGCUGCGCUGAGACAGCAUGGGCAGGCCGAGGCCGUUGGGGAUGGUGCGAGGCCCGAGGCAGCUGAGAGGACCGACCACAAUGCCACAGGCGCUGCCGCCGAGUCGCAGACAGCCUGCCAGGCCGAGGCAGGUGGCGCCCCGGUGCUGGACCCCAGCCAGGCCAAGGCGGUGUUGCAUGCCCUCCAGAACCGCGUCGCGGUCAUCCAGGGGCCGCCCGGGACGGGGAAGACGUUCGUGGGUCAGUGCAUAGUGGAGCUGCUGGCGCCGAGCAACCGCAUCCUGAUCCUCACCUACAAAAAUCAUGCCCUCGACGAGUUCCUGAGGCCGUGCGUGGAGCGCCACCCGCUGGAAGUCGCGCGCAUCGGGGGCGGCGCGGACCCGCAGCUGGAGGCCAGGCAGCUGCGGACGCUGAGGUCGCAGCUGUACGGCAAAGACGCGCCCGAAGCAGUCGCCGGCAGUGAAUGGGGAAGCCUGCGGUCGCGGCAGAAUUUUGUGCGGGAGAAGUUGCGCGUUUCCCGGCAGGAGGUCUAG